Molecule: messenger RNA, 960 nt
Organism: Paraglomus brasilianum
Lineage: Eukaryota; Fungi; Glomeromycota; Glomeromycetes; Paraglomerales; Paraglomeraceae
Source: the annotation of a GenBank genome assembly
AUGUCCGUCUAUUCCGAAGAAGUGCUCAUUUCAAAACUGAACAAACUUGCCGACACACAAGACUCGAUAUCAUUACUGUCUCAUUGGCUGAUCUACCACAGACGUCACGUCCAUACAAGCGUAGAUAUAUGGAAUCGUGAACUACGCAAAGCCUCGGCUAAGCGCAAGCUACUUUUCAUUUACCUUUGCAACGACGUCUGUCAGAACAGUCGUCGCAAAGGUCCAGAAUUUAUCGAGGCGUUUCGCAAUGUGGUUCCCGAAGCAAUUGAGCACGCGUUUCGUCGUGCAACUAGUGACAUGCAGACAAGAAUUAGGCGUGUGAUCAAUGUUUGGGAGGAGAGACAGGUAUUUGAGAAGGAAUUGAUAUAUGAGAUAAAAGGACGGCUAUCUUCACAGCGGCAAGCUCAAAUACCCGAUAAUGCCCUAUCAAGACAUACGAACACUUCCCCUUCGUCUGCUGCUGUGUCAGAGAACGAUAACUUUCAUGAAAGUGUCAAUAUUUUAUAUUCUGAUCUUCCUCCAAAUUAUACUGUUAUGCUUAGAACUGCUCAAAUGGUUACUAAAUCGCGUGAAAAUAUAUCUUCCAACGAGACGGAUCUCUUGAAGAAAUGGUCAGAUGCCGUUGCGGAAGAAAAAGCGGAAUCCGACGUCUUUUCAAGACAAAUCGAUGACCUUUUUGCUCUUUUGCAGUCACAGCGAGACUCCGUUACGAAAAACAUAAGCGGUCGUCGAGAAUUAAUCGGGUUACUUAAUGGGUUGGUUAAGGAUGAAGAAGCCAAAUUGGAGCAGGACGAGAAAAGUCUCAUUAAAUGGCAAGAUAAUAUUGAGCAACUCAAAGAAUGGCAGGAACGGCUAAGAGGGGGAACAAUAGUAACACAAAGCAUAACUGGAAAUGACGAGAGCUAUAAAACUGGCAUAUCAGACGAUAGUAGAUAUGAUUAUGAAGAAAGCAGAGUAUAG